AUGGGCAACUUCAGGAUCAAUGCCUCUGAUGCUCCCAGCUUUAUUCUGACAGGCUUCCCAGGAAUGGAGGCCAUGGGCCCCUUGCUAUCCCUCCCUCUCCUUCUACUCUAUGCCAUCUCCAUUGUGGGCAAUGCCCUGAUCCUCCUCAUUGUCAAGGAGGAGCAGAGCCUGCACCAACCCAUGUACUACUUCUUGUCUCUACUCUCAGUCAAUGACUUGGGUGUGUCCCUUUCCACAUUGCCGACUGUGCUGGCUGCCCUCUGUUUCCGCGCUCGAGUGAUUACUUUUAAUGCCUGCUUGGUCCAAAUGUUUUUCAUCCACCUCUUCUCUUGGACAGAGUCUGGUAUCCUUCUGGCUAUGAGUUUCGAUCGCUAUGUGGCCAUCUGUAAUCCACUGCGCUAUGCUGUCGUGCUCACCAAUGCCCGAAUUGUGGCAAUGGGCCUGGGUACUGUCCUCCGCAGCUUUGCUCUCAUCCUGGUCUUCCCACUGCUGCUGCACAGACUGCCUUUCUGCCACCCCCAGAGCAUUCUCUCUCAUGCCUACUGCCUUCACGUGGAUAUGAUCAAAUUGGCAUGUACUGAUGUCUCCCUCAAUAGCCACUAUGGGCUGUCCAUUGUGUUGUUCACCUUUGGUCUGGACUCUGCACUCAUCCUCAUCUCCUACGUACUCAUCCUGCGAUCAGUGCUAGCCAUUGCCUCUCGGGAGGAGCGUCUCAAGACACUCAACACGUGCGUGUCCCACAUCUCAGCUGUGCUCAUCUUCUAUGUGCCUAUGGUUAGUGUGUCCAUUGUACAUCGCUUUGGGGCUGGCCUGCCCCACGUUGUCCAUAUCCUCAUGUCUAUCCUCUACCUCUUUGUGCCUUCCAUGCUAAAUCCAAUCAUCUACUCCAUUAAGACAAAGGAGAUACGCCGCAGGCUUCUCAAGAUGCUCUUCAGGGUCAAGUCCUGA
Messenger RNA from Lemur catta (Ring-tailed lemur), 948 nucleotides. RefSeq names its product olfactory receptor 51I2-like. The transcript has a single exon. Gene Ontology annotation, molecular function: G protein-coupled receptor activity; olfactory receptor activity. Gene Ontology annotation, cellular component: membrane. NCBI's taxonomy places the organism in Eukaryota, Metazoa, Chordata, Mammalia, Primates, Lemuridae. Gene Ontology annotation, biological process: G protein-coupled receptor signaling pathway. Bases 1 to 948 code for a protein of 315 amino acids. The record is from RefSeq and is a predicted model, not a curated record.